UUGGGCUGUAGGCUACACCUUGACGAAUGAUGCGCACGCGGCACGGGAGGCUUUAUAAACGCAGUGAGCACCGGGGAUGUGAGAAGCCUACGAGCACUGCAUUGGAUCGCAACUCCAGUACUCGGCACUUUCCUUCUCUUAUUCCAGAGCUAAAAAGCGCACCAGCAUGAACGACCACUGUAAAGUUAAUGUCAACGACACCGUGGAGACGUUCCACUGCAACAACGGAUUCAGCGAUCUCAUCAUAGACACCAAGAAGUCCGAGCGCGAGACGUCCCGCAAAGAGGAUGAGGACAAGUCAUAUUUAGGCCUACCGGUGCUCGAGGCUGCCUACACUAGCAUCCUCCGGGAGCUCGGCGAGGACACGGGCCGGCAGGGGCUGCUGCGCACACCGCUGCGCGCCGCCAAGGCUAUGCAGUUCCUUACCAAGGGCUACCACGAGACCAUCAGCGACAUCUUAAACGACGCAAUAUUUGAUGAAGACCACACCGAGAUGGUAAUUGUGAAGAACAUAGACAUGUUUUCACUCUGUGAACAUCACCUAGUACCCUUUUUUGGCAAGGUUCACAUUGGAUAUAUUCCCAACAAAAACGUGGUGGGACUGAGCAAGCUGGCAAGGAUUGUGGAGCUCUUCAGUCGGAGACUCCAAGUUCAAGAGCGUCUGACCAAGCAGAUUGCAAUGGGAAUUUCAGAGGCUCUGCGGCCAAAAGGUGUAGCUGUGGUAAUUGAAGCAACGCAUAUGUGUAUGGUCAUGCGCGGUGUCCAGAAGAUAAACAGCCGCACUGUGACGAGCACCAUGUUGGGCAUUUACCUGGAGGACCCCAAAAUCAGGGAGGAGUUCCUGACUCUUUCACAGAACCCCUAACAAAUGUCCUUCACUCCAGGGCCUCUGUAUACAGUAGCAUACAUAAAGCUUUAGAGUAAGAGUAGAUCUGACUUCGGAAAUCAUACAGACCAUCAAACACAAAGCUGCUUUGAUGCAAGAUCCAAGCCAAGCUUUGAUUUACUGAUGCCUGACCUGACAACAUAAUAGGAAAUCGAAAACUCACUUUCUUGGUGCCUUUGGUAGAUAUUUUACAUCUUAUGUCUCACAUGGCAAUACUGAUGUUAUAAAGUAUGAAAUUUGACUUUGUAACAUGUCAAUUUAAGAUUCUACUUUUUUUAAAUGGGAAUUUAAUUGCUGUUUUUGCAAAGCACCUUUCCUUGCUUUAUUAUA
Molecule: messenger RNA, 1216 nt
Organism: Etheostoma cragini (Arkansas darter)
Lineage: Eukaryota; Metazoa; Chordata; Actinopteri; Perciformes; Percidae
Gene: gch2
Product: GTP cyclohydrolase 2
Exons: 7
Coding region: 167-865 (232 amino acids)
Biological process (GO): tetrahydrofolate biosynthetic process; tetrahydrobiopterin biosynthetic process
Cellular component (GO): cytoplasm
Molecular function (GO): GTP binding; zinc ion binding; GTP cyclohydrolase I activity
Source: RefSeq, a predicted model, not a curated record